AUGGAUCAGAUCAAAGCUUCACUUGUUAUCCUCCUUUCCUUGCAGUUGCUAUCCUGUCUUCUACCUGCAACCCCAGCUCCAAUCCAAGUCUACGGAGAGCUGGAGAAGACCGAGUCAAGUCUUCCAGAUCCAGAAGACAAUCCUAUCACCAAAGAGGAGGAUUCUGGUUCUCUGGUGGACUUUAUGGCCAGCAGCAGCCCUCAGAAGAAUAAAGACAGUCCUUCCCAGGUUGUUGUCAAAAGAUCCAUCGAUUGGAACAAAGUGAUCCCAAAUCGGCCCGCCUUGGCAAAAAUCGUCGUAGAAGGAAGUAUAGCUUUCUCUUUUGCUCUCCUCAUUGGAAUUGUUACAUGCUGUGUCCUUAGUGCCCACAAAAAUAAACUGAAGAAAUUUGCCCCUUUAAUCAAGAAGUACGCCAAAAAAAAUUACUUUUUGAGGCAAAUCCAGAAAGAAAAAGAAGCAGCGAGAAAGAAACUAAAGCGAAAACAUGGGAAGGAUCCCACUGAAGUUGAAGAAGAAGAAUGGAAGAGGAAUGACCUUGCAAGAAAAAAGAAAAAAGUUGAGGAAGAAGAAGAUAAGGAGGAGGAAGAGGAUGAUGAUGAUGAAAGAAAGAAAAAAAAGAAAAAGAGGAAGAAAGAUGCAGUGAAGAAAGGACUGAGUAAGAUUAAGAAAGUAGCAAAAUCCAAGGCAGUUCAGAAGCACGUUAAAAAGAUUAAGAAGGCUGCAAGACCAAAGGCCAUUAAGAAGCACGCUAGCAAGGUGAAGAAGAUGGCGAAAUCCCAUGCCAAGAAACAUGUCCAUAAGAUCAAAAAAGCUGCAAAGUCCAAGGCUGUCCAGAAGCACGUUAAGAAGAUUAAGAAAGCUGCAAAACCCAAAGUCCUUAAGAAGCACGCUAGCAAGGUGAAGAAGGCGGCGAAAUCCCAGCAGGUGGGUAAACUGAAGAAAGCCGUGAAACCCAAAGCUGUGAAAAAACAUGUUGGAAAGAUCAAGAAGUUGGCCAAAGCAGAGGUGAAGAAACACGUUGGUCAAAAGAGAAAGGCAGCCAAAACCAAGAGAGGAGAAGUUAGCAAAAGGACCAAAGCGGCCCGGGAAAAGACCGAUGUGAAGGUGAAGAAGGUAUUGAAGAAGGACAAGGAAAAGCAACUGAUCCAGAUGAAGCCGAAACCCCAGGAAGCUCACAAGAAGAAACAGAACAAGACAAAGAUGAAGAAGAAGAAACAGGUGAUUGGAGCCAAAGAAAGGUCACGCAAGAAAGGAAAAAGUAAGAAACGCCAACAAGAGUCAGAAUCAGAUGACACCGAUUAA
Molecule: messenger RNA, 1302 nt
Organism: Notechis scutatus (mainland tiger snake)
Lineage: Eukaryota; Metazoa; Chordata; Lepidosauria; Squamata; Elapidae
Source: RefSeq, a predicted model, not a curated record